ACACACACACACACAUUGUAAUAUACUGAUUCAUACAUAUUUAUCGAAAAAUGCAAUAAAUGUUUCAUAUCAGAAUUUUAUUACAAUUAUUAGUUACAUUUUAAUAUGGCAUUAAUUAAUUUAAUCAACCAGCAAACUGGCAAACAAGACUAUCUUGUUCGUCAAACUGGCAAACGAGGCUUGGAUUCGACCUGUUUGUAAACACACACUGGUUCCCUCAGGAUUAGGCUAAAGCACCAAACUUGAACAGGUAGGACGAAAUUGUAUAUGCUGUGUUAACUGAGAGGUGACUAUUAAUGUGUCUGAUGUUCCAUUAUCGAGUAGAAAAAUAUAUAUUUGUGAGACAAAAUGCCGACCCGUAAGACACAAUGCCGACCCGUGAGACACAUUGCCGAGUCAAAAUACCGGUACCGGUAUUUUGACAUACCGGCAUUCUGUCUAGCAAGCCUGAAGAAGAGUACCGGCCAUGUGGUUCCCUCAUCCACCGACAGACCAAGUUAGUGGAUUACUUAGUUCUGCAGUUGAUUGAGGAGAGUGGGAUGAAGGCUGACAUAUCCCGCUUGGCUCUGCGCCUCAUCCACUGUGGCCGGGUGAAGGAAGCGGUCCACCUGGUCCUCUCCCUUCCCUUCCUGCGCACCAAUAACCACUUUUAUUCCAACACUGCCAUCUACUUGCGUGAGAUUGUCCACACACGAACAGCCCCAGGUGUGGUGGUGGAUGUGUGCCACCACCUGCAGGAGGAAGGCAUCAACCAGUUCGCCCUGCAGGUAGCCCUGGAGCACACCUUGAGGGAGCGAUGGGAGGAGCUGGCCUGGGUGCUGCUGAGGGCCAUGAAGGAUGCUGGCUUGCCCCUCAGGGAACACUAUUUCUGACCACUCCUCCACCUCAAGGCCAUUGCCCAGGAGCCUGCCCAAUUGUUAGAGUGUGUGCAGCUAAUGCUUCAGCUUGGGGAAGCUCCAAGCCUUGUGACUCUGCGUACCCACAUCAUUCCCGGCCUGAGCCUGAGCCAGCCACACCUUGCUCUACAGAUGCUGCAGAACACAGGGCUCUCAGCCACCGCUGCUGCCACACCACUGCUCAUGGUGCUGGUCAAAAACAACAUGAUGGAACAGGCCAUCAAGUUUGCCAUCGAGCAAGAACACAGAUGACUGGGGUGGGCAGUUCCUCCUCAGCUUGGUGGCCACAAGGGCAGGGCUUGCUGUCCAUCACAUCCACCCUCUCUUCCAGCAUCCUGCACACUUCCACAGGAGCUGAGGAAACACGGGAUUGGUGUGUCAGAGCACUCAGCAGACCUUCUUGUGAAACAAUUGAGCCAGCCACUGCAGAAGGCAGUGAAGGACAACCUAUCCCUUGUGCUGCAGCCUGCCCUGGAUCAACCUCCUCAGCAGAGCAUCUCAGAGCAGCUCCAUCAGCAGCAUCACAGCACCCUUCCCCACCCAAUGAUGCCAAGUUACUUAGAAAGGUGGGAAGGGAAGAGGAUUGCCAAGCACUGCAGCAGGAUUUGAACAGACUACGGGAAUGGAGUCAUAGCUGGGAAAUGGAAUCCAACAUCAGAAAAUGCAGUGUAAUGGAAUUUGGGGAGAGUGAAAAGAGAAAUGACAAUGGAAAAGGACUUGCGCAAUAUGAAUGAGGGUGAGCUUGAGGGACACCUUGAGGAGCUGCGUGCAAAGGGUCCCUGUGCCGCCUGCUGCUCCUCCGUGCCUCCAGGAAUGACAGCUGGGGUGCUGGAGCUCAUGAGGGUGAGGUGCAGAGAGUGCCUCUAAGGAUGGGCAGCAGCUGAGUGCUGGCAUGUUGUCUGGUGUUCUCAUGGCUUAUGUAGACAACAACAACACCAAGGCUGCCCUGGACAUGUAUUCCCUGCUUGGCACCAAACACCCAAGCUUCAAGGUGGACUCUUACAAGGUGGUGGACCUUUGCACCCUCCUCACCCAGAGUUGCAAGGCUACAGGUGAUGGGAGCGAGGCAAGGAGCUGGGGCGGGAAGGACGCGUGGCGAUCUUAGAGGUCUCCUCUGUCACCACCGCCAAUCUGGAGACGACCCUCAAGUCUGUGGCUCGCGCUGUGCUGGCUAAGGAAUCGGCGGCUGCCCACCAGUCCUCAAGCAACGACAGAAGCACGUGUUCAUUGCAGUAAAGUCUCGUUUACACGGGGCAAGUAGAGAGGCAAGUCAAGUGUACAAGUUGCCCGCUUUCACUUUUCAAAGGCAAGCAGUGAUAGCAAGUAAUUUACACGUAAGCAAGUAAUAAGAGCAACCAAGGUCCAUAUACACGGUGUAUAUAGAUCUUGAGAGCAACUACACUCUAAGAUGAUGUUGCACGUUUGAUGAGCACACAUCCGUUUUUCCAAAUGAUAAUGGAUUCUACAAAGAUUGUGUUUAAUAAGGUGUCGAAACAAUUGUGUGGUGAAAUAUUGAAGACAGCCUGAGGGAUGAGUAAAGGUACGCGCACAAAGAACGCGCGAGAAACCAGCGCCGAUCCGUUGGGACUCGCGCUGGUUUCCGGCGCUGGUAGGUGAGCACAAAGGACGCUGGUAAUCUGCUCUGACCAGCGCGGGGAGGGACAUGGUAGAGCAGUUUUAUUAGCCAGUCGUGAUUCAUCAGCUGUAAAACAAACAUGUCAAGCUCAUUGUCUGAUGAGCUAAUAACACACACACACACACACACACACACACACACACACACACACACACACACACACACACACACACACACACACACACACACACACACAUUCUUUCCUUCACAGUCUAGUUCUUUGCUGACUUCUGCCUACAGCUUGUCAACAACAUUGCUGUUUGCGUGGAGCUUAUUUCCCUUAUCCCACAAUGGUGGUUUCUCAAAUACUUUGCUGAUAAGUAAUUUGAUGUCCAUCCUGAAACAGACGUCUACUCGCGCGAGAAAGCAGGCAAAUAUGGUUCGGGGGAAACAGGAAACAGGAAAGCUGGUUGACGCUGGCUGCCUGCGCCGACAAGCUCUGUGCACGCUUACACUUGUUUAUAUGGUGUAAUUUUGGCUCUGAUUGGCGCCUGUUGGCGCUGGUUUCUCGCGCAAGAAAACCAGCAUCUCUGUGAGCGCACCCUAAGGCUGAGAGACUGGAUACAAGAAAGGAAUGAUCGAACACUGGUCUUCAUCAUCACUCCUGCUCCUUAUACACCACAAACUCGUUUGUGAGUUCCUCACUCCACCUUGCAGGCAUGUCUGAAACUAUGCAACACCUCAAUUCACCUACACUAGUGAUCGUUAACCUGGGUGCAUGGUGCACCCCAGGGUGCAUGAAAAUUUUUAAAGCUUACUUGGAAAUAAUGGGAUACAUAGAAGAAUACAUGAUUAUUCCGGUGUGUAGAAAAGUCCACAGUACGAAAAGAUGUUUCAGUGAAGAAAAUUGUGUCAUGCAGGAAGUUUAUUUGAUUUGAGAUUAAAAUAUUACAAAUUCAUGUACACGACGUAACUCGCGCCUCAUAAAUUUGAUAUGUGGCAUUUUGUUUUAUUCAGCACCUACAUAGAUUUAAGAACGAGAAGCUAUUUCCUAGCGUUUAAAAUGGAGAAAUAAUACUUCUUUGAAAACUAGAGAUAACAUGAAAUCUUCAUGUAAAAUCUUUUCUAAUUAAUCGUCCUAUAGCCCCAGGGUACAUAAAUUUCUAAAAAGCUCACAGAUUGAUGCUUGAAUUUAAGAAGAUUGAAGAACACUGACUUACACAACACCUGUUAUGCGACUGAACUGGAGAGGAAAGCGAGCAAGUAUUAUGUUCACACAAGCCAAGUCAGAGACAAUUACGUAGCUUGCCAUGGUGGGCUGAGAUAAAGCAAGUUGUCUUAGAACUGCUGCCUAUUCACUUGGCUUGCCUGGGAGCUUGCCUGGUAACUUGCCUCUUACUUGACUUGGCCAGUUUUGUUUGUCAAGUUUAUAUUUGCACACGGCAAGUAACAUGUAGCAAGUAAUUUGUAGACUUGCCUUGCCUCCCUACUUGUCCCGUAUGAACGAGGACUCGUUCUGGACUCCGGAAUGCUGCCUGGAGUCAGCGGCGGCCCAGCAGUCUUCCAGCAACACCAGAAGCAUCCAAUGUCCUGCUGAUUGGUUUCCCGAAUGAAGAACAUGACAUGUAGUAUCGCUGCAGCAGAGAAGAGUGCAUAGUGCCAGUAGAGUCCCGCCAGCGUAAGCACUUCCACCAUUGUGCUGUAGAGUUGAAGGGCGGCGAUGGUUAUGAAAGUCAGCCAUAACAGACACACGCUCAGCCCCUGCCAAGGGUGUGAAGUGGAGCUGAUGGUUGAGUAGAGUGGAGUUGUCGGAAGAAAGCUGGGUGGAGAAGGCAUUGGGCCAGGACAGGACAAGGCCGAACUCGAAAGAACUCAGCGAGAUCAGGAGUAUCAUUAUGACCUGUAACUGUAUCUGCUGGUAUCUGUGUCUAGAUGAAUUACUGCGAAUACCAUUAUCACCUAUAACUGUAUCUGCUGGUAUAUGUGUCUAGAGAAAUUACUGUUUUUCAAUUUGUUACUCCUUAUCCCUUCCUGCCUACCUGCUUCAGCGUGGGUCUCAGCACUGCACCCAUCGGAGCGCCCACCACAAAGUCACACAGGUGGGGACCGAGAGGCGCUUGCAUCUGCAGCAUUUGUUGGGCGAGGCUCAUGAUGGCUGGGGAUACCUGCUGCUCUUGCGCCCCAGUGCCACCCACACCCUCGCCAGCUUGUAUAAGCACUGAAGCGCCCCCUUGAACCUUCUCAGUGCCAUUCUGUCACGGAGGGAAGCUGAAUGGUAAUGAUUCACAAAAGUUGUCGGUCUACUUUUGGAGACAUGGUGAACUUCCUUCCUCGUUUCACCUCGAAGAUCUUUAAUAGGUCUUAGCGGAGGCUUUAAAAGUUUUUCAAGGAUGAUUUCAUGUUUAUAAUGAGAGUUCAAGGAUUCUGCAUCGUCAUUUGGCAAAAAAAAAAAAAAAAGCAUGAGAACCAUCUUUGGCCUUUGAGGACAAUCAUAAUGAUGUCUCUCAGAUAUCCCUCAACUUGAAUGUGAAUAAGUAAGUAGAGAGUGUUUAGACGUGCUUCCUUAGCUAAGACAAAAGUAAGAAAUAAAAGAAACAAGCUCUUAAAAAGCAUUAUGAUGAUUAAGUCAUACUGUGUUAAAUCAUUCCUGCUGCAAGGAUUUUAUAGUAUCAGAAGAGAUGUUGAAGAAAUUCAAGUAUAUAUUAUGUAUGACCACGAUGAAGCUAAUGAAGGCGAUAUUGAUAAUACAGAACCUGAUGAUGUGGAAUUGAUGGUUGAAGUUUUACAAGAAUUAUGAAUAGCUGUAUGGUACGAAGAUGUGCUGAAUUUAUGUCUUUUCUGUUUUUGGUGUGUAUGGGGGGAGUCAAUAAAUCUCAGCCCAAAUAAAGGAUUUGAACUU
Messenger RNA from Scylla paramamosain (green mud crab), 5371 nucleotides. RefSeq lists its product as uncharacterized. Lineage: Eukaryota; Metazoa; Arthropoda; Malacostraca; Decapoda; Portunidae. The record is from RefSeq and is a predicted model, not a curated record. The transcript has 13 exons. Gene Ontology annotation, biological process: regulation of mitochondrial translation. Gene Ontology annotation, cellular component: mitochondrion; nucleus. Bases 797 to 1630 code for a protein of 277 amino acids. Gene Ontology annotation, molecular function: mRNA 3'-UTR binding.